Molecule: messenger RNA, 666 nt
Organism: Prorocentrum cordatum
Lineage: Eukaryota; Dinophyceae; Prorocentrales; Prorocentraceae
Source: the annotation of a GenBank genome assembly
AUGUGGGAGGUGAAGGUGGAACCCACUAUCAUCUAUUUGCUACAGCGCCGGGAUCAGCGCGUGCGAGAGAGCCUUUCUGUGGCAGCAUGCUUUGGCUUUGCUCAGCGAGAUACGGGAGGCGAAGAUGGAGCCCAACGUCACCCUCGACUACAGCGCUGGAAUCAGCGCGUGCGAAAAAAGCGAGCAGUGGCAGCCCGCCGUGGCGUUGCUCAGCGAGAUGCGGAAAGCGAAGCUGGAGCUCCCCUAGUCAGCUACAACUCUGGGAUUAGCGCGUGCCAGAAGGGGGGACAGUGGCAGCGGUCGUUUGCUCUGCUCGUCGAGAUGUGGGAGGCGACGGUCGAGACAGACGCCAUCGGCUACAGCGCCGGGAUCAGCGCGUGCGGGAAAGCAAGGCAGUGGCAGCAGGUCGUGCUGUUGCUCAGAGAGAUGCGGGAGGCGAUGCUGGAGCCCGACGUCAUCCCUGCUACGCCGCCGGAGCCAGCGCGUGCGAGAGGAGCGAGCGCGGCAUGCACGUGGUCUUCCUGCUCGGCGGCUUGGGAGCCGAGCGGCCUCUUGGCAGCUGAGCGGCAGCUUCUCUGGUGCGUUGCCGGGCAAGUUUGGAUACAUAUUCCUCGCGACAAUACUUUGAUUCGCAGGCCUCCUAUUGAUCGAUGUUGUCAUGGUUGA